Fusarium coffeatum is the source of this 690-nucleotide messenger RNA. RefSeq lists its product as uncharacterized. The record is from RefSeq and is a predicted model, not a curated record. Gene Ontology annotation, biological process: proteasome regulatory particle assembly. Bases 1 to 690 code for a protein of 229 amino acids. NCBI's taxonomy places the organism in Eukaryota, Fungi, Ascomycota, Sordariomycetes, Hypocreales, Nectriaceae. The transcript has 4 exons. Gene Ontology annotation, molecular function: protein binding. Gene Ontology annotation, cellular component: cytoplasm; nucleus.
AUGGAAAAUUUACACGCACCAACUGUACCCUCCGGGGAAACAACUGCCUCUGUCACUAAUGGCGAUGCAGGGCAUCUAAGCUUUGCAGAGUUGCAGCGCAAGAAGGAGGAUAUUGAGGCUGAGCUUAAAGCUCUUGGGGGCGUGCUUGACUCGCAUGGAGUUGAUAUGGGCACUUCUCUGUUGACAAGUGAUGGUUUCCCUCGCGCGGACAUCGAUGUUGCUCAAAUUCGAACCACAAGAGCUCGCAUCAUCCUUCUACGAAAUGAUUAUAAAUCUUUGAUGGCUCGUAUUGAGAAAUACCUUCACGAACAUUUCGCUAGUCUCGACGAGAAUGAUGCUGUACCGGUUGCAGACUCAGGAAGCUCCCAAUCAGUCUUACCAGACUCAGUUUCUGCACCUUUGGAUCCUCCUUUCGCCAAGGUCAACACUGUAGCCGCAGGAAGUCCUGCAGAGACUGCUGGUCUGAAAGCUGGGGAUGAGAUUCGCAAUUUUGGCUAUGUCAACCGGGCCAAUCAUGACAAUCUCAGAAAGGUUGCGGAGUGUGUUCAGGGUAAUGAAGGAAACAGCGUUUUCAUCAGAGUAUCACGAGCAGACGGCGUUGCCGAACGACAGGAGUUGAGGUUGACUCUCACACCCAGAAAAGAUUGGGGUGGUCGUGGCAUGUUGGGUUGUCAUAUUCUUCCUCUGUAA